UCAUUUCUCUAAUUUCUAAAAACAAAAAAAAAAAAUUCUCUCGACUCUUUUACUUAACCAUGGGAAGAACGCCGUGCUGUGACAAAAAUGGACUCAAGAAAGGUCCAUGGACGCCGGAGGAAGAUGAGAAGUUGAUUGAUUACAUUCAGAAACAUGGGUAUGGAAACUGGAGAACAUUGCCAAAGAAUGCCGGACUACAAAGGUGUGGAAAAAGUUGCCGUCUUCGGUGGACUAAUUACUUGCGACCUGAUAUCAAGAGGGGCAGAUUUUCUUUUGAUGAAGAGGAAACCAUAAUUCAGCUCCAUAGCUUUCUAGGCAACAAGUGGUCUGCCAUUGCUGCUCGGUUGCCUGGAAGAACAGACAAUGAAAUCAAAAACUAUUGGAACACGCACAUCAGGAAAAGGCUUCUUCGAAUGGGAAUCGAUCCAGUGACUCAUAAUCCUCGGCUUGAUCUUCUCGACCUCUCCUCGAUUCUAAGCUCAUCUUUCUACAAUCAAUCUCAGGUGAAUUUUUCAAGGUUGCUUGGUACUGCACAUCCCCUCUUGAACCCAGAACUUCUAAGGCUUGCUGCUUCCCUAUCAUCAUCCCAGCCUGACCAAACUCAAACACAAAAUUACCAAAUUCUUCAAAAUGCCCAACAAACCCAACUUUGCAAUCCUCCCCAAGUGGAAAACCAAUAUCAGGCCCCAUUAAUGCAAACUCCAGUCCAAGAAAUUCCGUUUUCUAAUGAAGCACAAGCUAUGAACACUAAUGUGGACCAAUUCCAAGCAAAUUUCGCUGACUUUCCUACUGAAAUGCCUUCAAAUUUGGCUGGAGACUAUGUUCCUUUACCAUCAAACUACGACAAUUAUUAUGCCUGCCCCGAUCAAGCUAUAUUGGAAUUGGACCCUUCAUCUGAAACCUCAAAUUACCAGUACUCCAACAUUAGUAACCAGAACUUUGAGUUCCCAUCGGUCUUUUCAACGCCGUCAUCAAGUCCAGAGCUAAGGAAUUCGAAUUCAACUUACAUCAAUAGCUGCAGCACUGAAGAUGAAAGAGAAAGCUACUGCAGCAACAUUUUGAAGUUUGAAAUUCCAGAUAUCUUGGAUGUGAAUGGAUUCAUGUAACUUAAAAAACUUCAAAAUCAUGGAAAAAGUAGCCUUUUUACUCCAAUUGUUUAUGUUUUUGUUUUGAAGUUAGAUGUUUAUAUAUAUAUAUAUAUAUAUGUGUGUGUAUGUAUGUAUGUAUUUUUUGUUUGCUAUUAAUUUCUACUAAGCUUCUCUAUAUCAGGAAACCAAGAUCAUGCAUGGUUCCUUUCUUAUUUCAUUUUUUUAGCUGAAUAAUAAUAGAGGAAGCUUCCAUUA
Molecule: messenger RNA, 1343 nt
Organism: Rubroshorea leprosula
Lineage: Eukaryota; Viridiplantae; Streptophyta; Magnoliopsida; Malvales; Dipterocarpaceae
Source: the annotation of a GenBank genome assembly